UCUGAUAAAUGUCAAAUUAUUUGUUUACAAAAUAUUCGAAACUUGAAAUAAAUCCAUUCGAUCUUUUUAAAGUAAUACAGUUUUAGAUUUUAACUGCACGUUUUUACCGGUAAAUCUCAUUUGUGCCUGUUUCAAGCUACUUGAGAUAGGCAAAAUGUAUUGUGCUGUGUGGUACUGAGAAAAACCAUAUAUUAAGAAAAUAGUAUUUUUUUGUACUCAUUACCUGAAAGCAAUAAAAUAAAAGUCAAUGGCUAAUAAAGCUGUAGCACUACAGCUGUUAGCUGAUACUAUAACAAGUUAUAAUGAUAGUAGUGAAUCUAGUGACUGGAGCGAUGCAAGCAGUAUAAGAUCAGAAUUUUCGGAAGAUGAUAAUGAUGAAGAUCGACUUUUUUUUCCUCUUAUGCAUUACCUUAUAAGAUUAAGAAGAAAACGUGUGGACGAUUACUUACAUAUCGUAGAAUCUUGGACGGAAGUAGAGUUUAAAAACCGGUUGGGUUUAAGUCGAAAACUUGCGUAUAGACUUAUAGAUGAAUUGGAAAAGUCUGGGUAUAUAGCUAAUCAUAAAUUUGGUUUAAAGCCUUUGGAGCCCAGAUUGUGUUUUUACAUAUUUUUAUCUUUUAUAGCAACUACAGAGCCCCUUACACCCAUAGCCACAAAGUUUGAUAUAUCAAUAUCUUCAACAUUCCGAGUUAUAAGGAGAGUUAUUGCUUGGCUUUUAACUAAAAUGAAUGAAGCUAUCAAAUGGCCGCAGGACAUAAGUGAUGUUAGAACAAUAUGUGACAAUUUUCAUAGUAAAACAUUGAUAUCUAAUAUGCUAGGCAUAAUUGACUGUACACAUGUGAAAAUUGAGAAACCAAAAAAUGCAAGAGAAUACUGUAAUACAAAAGGAUAUUUUUCCAUAAUUUUACAGGCAACAAUUGAUGCUAAUUUAAAAUUUACUAACAUAUAUUGUGGUGAACCAGGGUCUACAAGUUGUACAAGAGUAUUGAAGAAAUCUCCUAUAUACCAUACUGCAACACAAAACCAAAGUUCCCUUUUUCCACAUAAUUCAUUUUUAGUUGGACAUUCAGGAUAUCCAUUUUUGUCUUGGCUAGUCCCUCCUUUCAGGGAAAACAAAAGAUUGACUUUACAUCAGAGGGAAUUUAACACUCUUCAUGCAGCUGCUAGAAAAUUAAGUGAUAAAGCUUUUAACAUGUUAAAGAGCAGGUUUAGAAGAAUAAAGCUAUUCACAGUUUAUAGGAAUAUUGCUUUUAUAACUGACACCAUUGUAGCUGCAUGCAUAUUACAUAACUAUUGCCUAAAUGAAAAUGACUAAACAAUUAUGUUUAUUAAUAAAGUUUUUUUAAUGUACAUUCAAGAAUAUAUUAUAAGAUGUAGAUGGAUCCA
This is a messenger RNA of Maniola jurtina (meadow brown), 1386 nucleotides long. RefSeq names its product protein ALP1-like. The transcript has 2 exons. Lineage: Eukaryota; Metazoa; Arthropoda; Insecta; Lepidoptera; Nymphalidae. Bases 248 to 1315 code for a protein of 355 amino acids. The record is from RefSeq and is a predicted model, not a curated record.